AUGGCUGAUGCUGUGAAAGCGACCCCGCCAACAGGAGCCAAAAUAGAGCAUGAAGGAGGUGAGAAGGGAGUCACUGCCACUCCAACUAUCACAGCUCCAUCCCAACGUACCACUACCAAGCCUAUUCCUAAUGAAGAAAAAGGGGCGAAGACAUCUGGACCAGAUAUCAGCGGCGAUGCCAGGAAUCUCGUUGCUAACGUCCCAGGACUAGAAGUUCGCGAUAUCAAGGACGACCCCGAGCUUGCAGUCUUUGGCAUUAUUCGCCCAUGGGAAUGGAAUUGGCUCGCGAAGUGGACACUGUAUUUGUCUCUGUACGGGGCCGAUAAUGGCGAUGCUGGAGACAGCAGCGACUCGACGAGCACGUCCGACUUCACCAGUGAUCCAACACACCCGAAGAUACCCGCGAUGAGAUCACAAUUACAUCUUCAAGUCCACCUACAGAACGAGUCGUCGUUCCUGGCAGUGAACUGA
Messenger RNA from Annulohypoxylon truncatum, 471 nucleotides. RefSeq lists its product as uncharacterized. The transcript is spliced from 2 exons. Lineage: Eukaryota; Fungi; Ascomycota; Sordariomycetes; Xylariales; Hypoxylaceae. The record is from RefSeq and is a predicted model, not a curated record. The coding region runs from base 1 to 471 and encodes 156 amino acids.